GUACUGGUAAGAUACCUUACCUCUCUUGCGUCUUGCCUAGGUACCUCAGGUUCGAAGGUGGGCCUUAUCACUUCCUUUGGGAUAGACGGAAACACACGGUACCUUACUUUAUCAACCACAUGCUGGCAUUACCUACCUUAGUACUAUCUAGUCCUCAACGAUAGUUCCCUUUCUCGCUGGGAAAAUCACCUCCAGCCUUCUUCUUUCAGUCUCUCCUUCUCUUGGUUGAUUACUAUUUCCCUUUCCAAAAUACAUACGCACUAUGCGUUGAUAUUCAUUUCAUUCGCUUUUCCUAAAUUCAAGCUAUCGCAACCUUCUUUCCGUUUAGAUUGACGACCCAUAUCCUCUCAAGCCUUAACCCCCUCAACAGUGGGAGACAUCGAAAAUGGCUCCUUCUGUGCUACCCUUUCGUGACAUCAACCUGCACGCCUCUCCCUCUCAUUAUGCUUUCGCUUCUCCAUCAUCACCUAAUGCUCUGACGCUCGUUGUCGACCGUCCAACCGGCGACCUGCGACUUGCGGAUGGUACCCUGUCCGGCGCGAAACGCAUAUCUAGCAUCGCUGGUAUCUUGGGUAUGAUCAAGCUCAAACUGGACAAAUACAUUAUAGUCAUAACAAAGGCCCAGCCCAUGGGUAGACUUCGCGGACACAUGGUAUACAAGGUCGCCGCCACCGAGUUCUUGCCCCUCCGCGAGCGUCCACUGCACGAUCAUGAUGAAGACACCUACCUGGCACUGUUGAAAGAAUUGCUCCGAACUGGACCGAUGUAUUUCUCCUAUGCAUUGGAUCUUACCAACAGCUUCCAGCGUCAAUCUCAGAGUGAUCCCAGCCUUCCCAUGUGGAAGCGCGCUGACGAUCGGUUUUUCUGGAAUCGCUUCAUUCAAUCGGACUUGAUAGAUUUCAGUCUCGGCGCACAUGAUGCGACCGGUAUGCGCUACGGCCCACAACCCGGAGCCGACCCCUUCAUCCUCCCGGUCAUAUUUGGAAUGCUCCGUAUUAUCCCGGCCAGGGUCAAGUCAACAUCAUUUACCUUUGCCCUUAUCACCAGGAGGUCUAGGCAUCGGGGUGGGACCAGAUACUUCUCGCGCGGCAUAGACGAGCACGGCCACGUUUCGAACUAUAAUGAGACGGAACAGAUCGUGAUACUUAAUGAUGCGACGGGAGGGCUCUCUGGUUUUGCGCCGGGACAGUCUAUGACCAAGGAUAAAUCCGGUGGCUCGGGCCGGGAUCUCCAGGUCAUGUCCUUCGUCCAGACCCGAGGAAGCGUACCCGUAUUCUGGGCCGAAGUGAACAACCUGAAGUACACACCGAAACUUCAGGUUCGCGGAGUGGAGACAGCUGUUGAUGCUGCACGCAAGCAUUUCUCGGAGCAAAUCAGAAUUUACGGCGAUAAUUAUAUGGUCAAUCUUGUCAACCAAAAAGGCAGGGAGGAGCGUGUGAAAAAGGCCUAUGAGCAGCUGGUACGCAUAUUGGUGUCUUCCUCGAUCGAGGACACCGAGGCCGAUGAAAACACUUCCGAGAAAGUCCAUGUGGUAGAGCCCAGCCAGAGGCAAAAAGAACUGGAUCGCCUGCAUUACAUUUAUUUCGAUUUCCACAAUGAGACCAAGGGCCUGAGAUGGCAUCGUGCUGAGCUGCUUUUGGAACGUCUUGUCGAUGGACUCUCACGAGGCGGGUACUUCCGUGGCGUUGAGGAUCCCGGUGCCCCUGGCGGAUUGUUAGAAACUCGGUCCCUUCAGUCAAGCGUCGUCCGGACCAAUUGCAUGGACUGCCUUGACCGGACGAAUGUGGUGCAGAGUAUGCUUGGGCGAUGGGCUGUGUCGCGGCAGCUCAUGGAUGCAGGAGUCCUUCGUCCAGGCGAAGCAGCUAAUGACGAUCGGGAGUUUGAGAACCUGUUUCGUAACAUUUGGGCCGAUAAUGCGGACGUUGUCUCGAAAGCCUAUUCCGGCACAGGAGCCCUCAAGACGGACUUCACGCGCACCGGUCAAAGAACCCGGGCUGGAAUGGUGCAGGAUCUAUGUAAUUCCAUCACCCGCUAUAUCCGCAACAACUUCCUGGACGGCCCCAGACAAGAUGGGUUUGAUGUGUUCUUGGGCACCUAUCUGCCUCCUGAUUCCGCUCUUGGCAACAUCCAGCUCUUCGUUGACCGCAGGCCGCUGAUCAUCCAAUCAAUCCCUUACAUCCUUGCUGCAGGCCUGUUCAUGAUCUUUGUUUCCAUUUUCACGAGGCGGUUGCCGGACUCUGCCGUCUGGCCUAUCCGCAUAUUUGUCUUUGUCUGGAUUGUUGUUUCGGCCUGGUGUGCACGCUUCAUCUUCGCGCAUGGCAUGCUCUAUGUCAACUGGCCAAAACUGAAUACUCCUACGGCUGGAUCCGAAGGCUAUCAGGAUGCACUCAUCAAAGCACGUUCGGACCCAAUUGUUGGACAAUUUCUCCCUGCGAGGAGGCACCAAAGAGGUUACAGCAAUGCUCGCCUGGUUUUCCUGGAAGAAGGCAAAACCAGGAUUGAGUGAUUCGUGCCCUGUUCUCUACAAUCGUCGCGUUUUCACUAUUUCGUUAUAAUAGCGCAUGUCUAUGGCAUAUGCUCAUCUGUAGUUCUACGCUAGACAGCGGUUUGCGAUUUUCUUCUGUUUCAAAUAUUUUAUUACUUCAGAUUAUUCUGGUUUCACCGCUCGAUUCAUGGUUCAAAGCUUCUCCUCCAGCCAGAUGUAUUUACAUAAUGGCUGCCUUGCGUGCAUAUUGCGUCCUAGUCUUGGCUUUAGGGUCCUUCCGGUGGCCCUGUAUGCUUCAGAUAGAAUUAAACUGGACCACACUGCAGAC
Molecule: messenger RNA, 2813 nt
Organism: Aspergillus novofumigatus IBT 16806
Lineage: Eukaryota; Fungi; Ascomycota; Eurotiomycetes; Eurotiales; Aspergillaceae
Product: putative phosphoinositide phosphatase (Sac1)
Exons: 3
Coding region: 386-2506 (706 amino acids)
Biological process (GO): phosphatidylinositol dephosphorylation
Cellular component (GO): endoplasmic reticulum
Molecular function (GO): phosphatidylinositol-4-phosphate phosphatase activity
Source: RefSeq, a predicted model, not a curated record